GGCCACAUCUAAAGCCUCCUAGUUACCAUGAACUACGUGUUCCUCUCCUAAUGAAUGAGGUACAGAAGGUGGAAGAGUGGGUUGAAGGACAUCAAUCUGAGUGGUCCAAGUUUGGCUGUUCUAUCAUGUCGGAUGGAUGGACGGAUAGAAAACAAAGAACAUUGAUUAAUUUUCUGGUGAAUGGUGCUAAGGGAACAGUCUUUAUGGAGUCGGUUGAUGCUUCUUCGUAUAUGAAGACGGGCGAAAAAGUGUUCGAGCUUUUAGAUAAAUUUGUGGAAAGAAUUGGUGAAAAGAAUGUGGUUCAGAUUAUAACAGACAAUGGAAGUAACUUCAAGUCAGCAGGCAAAAUGUUAAUGGCGAAGAGGAAAAAUCUUUUUUAGACACCUUGUUCUGCCCACUGUCUGGAUUUAAUGCUUGAAGAUAUUGGUAAGAUUGAGAAGGUGAAAAAAACAAUUGAAAAGGGUAUUUUUCUGGUUGGUUAUAUAUAUAACCAUAGUAUUGUUCUAAACAUGAUGAG
Helianthus annuus (common sunflower) is the source of this 517-nucleotide messenger RNA. RefSeq lists its product as uncharacterized. The record is from RefSeq and is a predicted model, not a curated record. The transcript is spliced from 2 exons. NCBI's taxonomy places the organism in Eukaryota, Viridiplantae, Streptophyta, Magnoliopsida, Asterales, Asteraceae. Bases 51 to 380 code for a protein of 109 amino acids.